Molecule: messenger RNA, 267 nt
Organism: Anopheles aquasalis
Lineage: Eukaryota; Metazoa; Arthropoda; Insecta; Diptera; Culicidae
Source: RefSeq, a predicted model, not a curated record
AUGGCAAUACUGUUGGUACACUUGCGCCGCAUUCUGCUGCUGAUCACGGUCGUCUAUCUGGCCGGUGAGCUGGGCAAUCGGCUGCUGCAUGGCGGUGGUAUGGCGACCGGUCGCAUCGAGCGCUAUCGGGGUGAUGUCCUAGUGCGCAAAGCGCAUCGACUGCAUGUGCAACCGUGGGCCUACAUCUACACGAUGUAUCUGUACGCGCUGCUACUGAACGGUGGUGCUUGGAACGAACGGAAUCUGUUUGACAAUUUCUUCCGAUAA